AUGAUCUAUAUGUUGGUGGCGGCGAGUUUCCACGAUCAACACCAUUUUGUCUGUCACGAUCCAGUAGUAAUAGCCUGAAAAAAGUAAAAAACGGCAAUUAAUUAAAAGCUACAGGAUCAAUGAACGAAGUAAAGGCCAAGACAAAGUACCUUCGGACACCUUUAUUACACAGAGAGUUCUCUUGAGCCAAAAGUUUUUCCUAUCUCAAGUCUUAAGGAGAGUGAAACCCGCUUUUAAGUGCUCCCGCAACACGUUCGGCAAAAAAUUUCUAAAAAAUCAACAGUAAUUUUUAGCCACGUGAAACUUGCACAAUAUUGCACUAAAAUUGAAUGGGCUAUAAACACUAGUGAUAUGCGGCUAAACAUGUCGGCCCCUCGAAGCAGGCCUACUACGAGGGUCGGAUCAACCUCCACCAUUCUAAACUCGCGUCCGCGAAUCCUGAGGUCCGCCUGACUGCCAGUGGACUUGACGUUGCCCUCAUGCAGGAGCCGUGGAUACUCGGCAACAAAAUCUGCGGGCUUGGGGUGAAGGGCUUUAAGCUAAUUGCCGCACAAAAUGCAGCUCAGUGAUGGCGAUCUGGUAGCGGCAAGCAUAGAGCUGGAUAAAAUCAGCUUCUGGGUAGCCUCUGCCGACAUGGCCCACGAUAAGGACGUACCACCAGAGAAGGUUCGGACAUUGGUCAAGGAAGCAGCCUAUAGGAAAAAACAACUGGUUGUCUCCUGCGACGCUAAUGCUCACAAUUCGAUGUGGGGGAGCACGAACACGAUCGCUAGAGGCGAAUCGAUACUAGACUUCAUUCUAGGAAAUAAACUUAGUGUCUUGAAUUUAGGCUCAGAGCCAACCUUUAUAACAAAGAGUAGAGAGGAAGAUUUGGAUAUAACCCGGACUUCGGACAUGUUUGCCCAUAAAAUCAAGAGAUGGAGAGUACUUAGGGUUGCCAGAUUUUUUUGGGCCGAAAUCAGCACAUUAGACUUUUUCAUGCUAUUGAAUUCAGUACAUUUCAGUACACUUUUAUUCCAAGCAGAAUUAUGAAUGUAAGUAGACAAUACUUUUAAACGCCAGAUUACUUGUUUUUCAUAUUAUCUUGGUAUAUAAAUAAAAUGUUUUUCAUAAAAAUUAAAAAGGUUAUUCAUUUUAAUAUACUCAUAUACACAUUAACAUGUAGUACGAAAAACCUUUAUAAUAUCAUUGUUCCAAUAAAUUAUUUUAUAUAUAUGACAUUUUUUAAUAGCAAUA
Rhagoletis pomonella (apple maggot) is the source of this 1236-nucleotide messenger RNA. RefSeq lists its product as uncharacterized. Bases 556 to 1032 code for a protein of 158 amino acids. Lineage: Eukaryota; Metazoa; Arthropoda; Insecta; Diptera; Tephritidae. Gene Ontology annotation, molecular function: catalytic activity. The transcript has 3 exons. The record is from RefSeq and is a predicted model, not a curated record.